Periconia digitata is the source of this 2677-nucleotide messenger RNA. The record is from the annotation of a GenBank genome assembly. NCBI's taxonomy places the organism in Eukaryota, Fungi, Ascomycota, Dothideomycetes, Pleosporales, Periconiaceae.
UUGGAACUGUUGUUGUGGUUGUCGUCGUCUUCUACUUGGUAUUCAGCAUAUCACCAGUCAUCACCAUCACCAUCUCUGUGUGCUCUGCCAUCUUUGCCAUCGAUCCUUCCACCAACAGGGACUCGGGACGGAAGCCGCGUCUCCGCCUUGUUUGGCCAAGUACUGGACCUACCUACUUGGGAGCCUAGGUACUUUCCCCCCCAAUUACCUAAGGACAGUACAGACGGCAGCGAAACACGCUGUAACUUAGGCAGCCAUUCUACUCUCACGCCCUCACACGCUCGUUUUUUCUACUCUUCUCGGACCUUGCUCCGCUAUUUUGGCCUCGUCUUCUCUCUACACUUGAGCCCGCCGCCCCUCGCUCGCUCGCUCGCCCGCUGUGUCAGGUCUCGGCAAGCCGCCCGCUCGCAUGCGCCUCACCUCGCCUUCUCCACCACUGCCACCACCACCACCCCUCCGACUGCCAUAGUCACGACUCACACACGCACACGCACGCACUCGCAACCCACAACCCUCAAUCUACUCUCCUCGCCCUCGGCACCACAUCCGUCGUCGCCGCCGCCGCCAUCACCCCACCUGUUUCCCAACGGCUGCUGUGACCUGCUCACCCUGCCUGCGUGCUAAUCCGCCUGCCCACAGACGUCACCGCUAGCCUGCCCUGCCGCCUUGCCCUCCUGCUGCUAGCACUGGCCCGCCUCGAGCUCGUGGAUCCAGAGUCACCCACGCACCCUACUACUUCGCCAUCACGAGGGCUCUACCAGACUUGCAACCCGUUCCGCCUUUCGCUCCUCAGUGCGCUGUCUGUGUGGACUGAGGAACCGCGGAAGAGUCGGUCAGCAUUCUUCGGCUGACGGCAGUCAUCCACUGUGUUGGAUCCUGCCCGUGCAACUCAUUCCUCCACCCGCCUUUUUCUUUCUUCCUUUCUUUCGACGACUUUUUGGUCCAACUGCCUCUUGUCACCCACCACCCAUUUGCACUGCACCCUCUGCGCACCCCACCUUACCGCCUCGCUCCUUCUGCGUCGUGACUCCCCGACUCGGUUCAACACCUCGACGUUGAAGGGCCAAAAUUACUACUUGAUAUAGAUGCAGCCACUCUCAUACCCAGACGCGCCUACAUCGGCUCCUCAACCCCAAAUGUCGUCCCCCGCGCCUCUCCUUCGCCCGCCAAUUCCAGGCGCCCGCUCGCAAAGCGGCCCUCGCACCCCCCGACUCGGCUUAUCCAUACCUCCUUCACCACACGCGAGGCCUGUCGUCAAUGGGGUGAGCGAAGUACCCUCGCUGGGACGUCCCACCCCUCCCCAGCUACGUCUCGCGACACCCAUGGGGACCACUGGCCACAUCCCUCACGAGGGUCGUCCUCAGCCCAAAGGCCUGCCUCCACUACAGAUAGGAACAGGGCUGUCGGCCAGCGACCGCUCAAGCGAUACGAGCGCACAUUCGAGAUCGGGCAGCUUUGGUGAGGUACAAGCAAACGGGUCGGCAUCAUCGUACUCGGCUCUCUCGUUCCCUGGCCUGCAGAGACCUCACCAGGGAUCCGAUCCCAUAUCUGCAAUAUCACAGGGCAACAGCGACGGCGCCUCAGCCAUGGAAAGAGAGAGCAGCAGCCAACCACUUCCCGAUUUGGAGCAGAUGGCAGAGAAGAAGGGCUCUCCUCUAGAUGUGGAAGAUCUUGAUGACUCGGGUUGGAAAGCGGCAUCCGCAAAGGGUAUGAUUGAGGAAAAGGGAAGCUUGGGAGAAGGCGCCGGAGGUGCCGUGACGAAGUGCAUCUUGAAAGGCGGCAAAACAGUGUUUGCUUUGAAGAUCAUUACGACAAACCCCGAUCCGGAUGUCAAAAAGCAGAUUGUGCGUGAGCUGUCCUUCAACAAGAACUGCGCCAGCGACCACAUCUGCUGCUAUUACGGUGCUUUCAUGGACGACAGCACCGGCACCAUCAGCAUUGCCAUGGAGUUUUGCGAAGGUGGCUCUCUAGAUUCGGUCUACCGCGAGGUCAAGAAGCUGGGAGGCCGAACCGGAGAGAAAGUACUCGGUAAAGUGGCAGAGGGGGUUCUCAAUGGCCUCACCUACCUCCACUCUCAUCGCAUCAUCCAUCGCGACAUCAAGCCCAGCAACAUCUUGCUCUGUCGGAAUGGACAAGUGAAGCUUUGCGAUUUCGGCGUUUCUGGAGAAUUCGGAACCAAGGGAGAUGCCAACACUUUCAUUGGAACAUCGUACUACAUGGCACCCGAGCGUAUCACUGGACAGAGCUAUACUAUUACCAGCGAUGUGUGGAGCUUGGGUGUGACCCUCCUCGAAGUUGCACAACACCGCUUCCCCUUCCCCGCAGAUGGCACAGAAAUGAACCCUCGCGCCGGUCUCAUUGACCUGCUGACCUACAUUGUCCGACAACAAAUCCCGAGACUUAAGGACGAGCCCGAGAAUGGCAUUCGAUGGUCGGAGAACUUCAAGUACUUUAUUGAAUGCUGCCUCGAGAAAGAGCCGCCACGUCGAGCCACGCCCUGGCGCAUGAUCGAACACCCCUGGAUGAUUGAGAUGAAGACGAAGAAGGUCAACAUGGGCCACUUCCUCAAGCAAGUAUGGGACUGGAAGGAUUAGGGCGUUCGUCAAUCUGAGAGUAUUCGAUUCAACGAGCGUCUAUUCUAUGCGUCAAUUGUUUCAUCUUCUUCCAAUCCAACCUC